AUGGCAGCAGAAGACUACUGCUAUGACCCUGUAAUAGCCACAAAAGUUAUAAAUACUUCCCAUAUAUUGGAUUUCACAUUUCCUCCCGAGUCUGGGAAAAAGUUCCCAGAUGUGAUCCACUUGGUCGGCGGAAUCAUACCUACUCCGGAAAAGGAUAAAGAUGUCUUGUAUGCUCACGGCUACAUUCCAGAGUGUGUCGCCAGUCGUAUUCCAAGUCAUAGUGGAGGUGGGCUUCCGGUAACGAUUACAGCCAGUAAAGCAUUCAGCUACUACUGCGGCUAUACACCAUUUGCUCACGGGUUUACUUUCAAGUCCGCAGUAAUCAAUGGAACUGCCACUCUGCUCCCCUAUGACGGUACUUCCCAUUGUAAGGAGGAGGUCACGGAGGAGGACAUUAAAAAGAAUGAAAAAGUAUACGCGCUGUAUAACAUUGUCGAGGGAAUGCUCCCAGGAGAAUGGGAGAACACUCGGCAUCCUUUUAAGAAUGAAGAAGUUGCACGGGUUUAUGUUGUCCGAGUCGACAUUGAUACUAAGGAAUCUCACACGCAUAAGCGCCAAGAUGUUUUUGGCUAUGAAGCAGACUGGGAAACGGGCACUGGCAAAGAGUAUUGGGAGGGGGCGAUUCCGAUGUGGGAGACAUACGGUUCUAUGAUUCCGGGGAAAACCGACAAAAACCUCCCCUGUCACUUAUUAAGGCUUUUUGAACAAAGAAACAAAGACAAUAAGGCUGAAGCAGAAGUGGAGGCAAAGCGGCCUUUUGUUUCGUCCAAAACCAAGGUCUAA
Aspergillus tanneri is the source of this 783-nucleotide messenger RNA. RefSeq names its product pyridoxamine 5'-phosphate oxidase family protein. The coding region runs from base 1 to 783 and encodes 260 amino acids. The transcript has 2 exons. The record is from RefSeq and is a predicted model, not a curated record. Lineage: Eukaryota; Fungi; Ascomycota; Eurotiomycetes; Eurotiales; Aspergillaceae.